Acomys russatus (golden spiny mouse) is the source of this 510-nucleotide messenger RNA. Its product is annotated as lithostathine-1-like. The record is from RefSeq and is a predicted model, not a curated record. Lineage: Eukaryota; Metazoa; Chordata; Mammalia; Rodentia; Muridae. The transcript is spliced from 4 exons.
AUGGGAAGUCUGGCCACAAGGCUACCUUCUGCCAGAAUCAGUUGUCUGGAAGGUUCCAUUGCUUAUAGCCCCUACUGUUACUACUUCAACAAAACCUGUUCAACUUCGGCUGAUGCAGAUAGGAACACAAACUCAGGCUACUAAGUGUCAGUGCUCAGCCAGGCUGAGGGCAACUUUGUGGCCUCUCUGAUUAAGGAGAGUGGUGCUACAGAAGUCAAUGUCUGGACUGGCCUCCAUGAGCCCCAAAAGUGUACACAUAAGACAGACCCUUUCACUCCUUUCUGUCUUGUAGAUGCUGUUAUUUUAACUCCUAUCUCCCAGAACUGUCAUUGGCACUGGAGCAGAGGCAAUUCCACGUGUAAGAAGUGGAAGGCAUUCUCCUUAAUUUCUACACUGAGUCUUAAAGAAUCUCCUGAUUUGAAUUUUCCCAGUGGUUUUGUAGGUUACAAGAAGCGGAGAGAUGACAGUUGUGAUGCACAGUACUCGUUUGUCUGCAAGUUCAAAGGUUAA